GAGCGUUAUUUAUUUUAUCCGGCAGUAUUCAGACAAGCCCCGCCUCCCACGGCAGGAUUGGCUAGUGUGAGCUCCUCACCGCCACCGCCGGCCUGUGAUUGGACAGUUUAGAAGUCAAUCACAUAGCACAUAACUCCAUCACAGGCUCUGCUCCAUCAGACAGCGAUCAGGUCGAGGGCGGGACUUGUCGGAAGACUGGUGUGAAGAAAAAAAUAACUCUUGCCGGACCCUUGAUUACUCAUUCCGUCCAGGUACAGCGGAAGUCAACCGACCUGCGGUGCUCCGCUCCCGCUACUCUUGUUUGCGUGCGCCAGAUUCAUUUCGGGCAGCCCUAUCGUGCCUCUUGCAGCAGCCGCGUCCGUGCCUCAUAGGGAAUUAGAGAGCUGUGGGGAUGCGUAUUAAAUGAGCGCUCUUGUGCUUCAGUGCAGUCGCGCGGGGAAGUGAUGCAUUGAGGACGGGCUGCUCUGCGGGCGUUUUAUCUUCCGAGCUCCGUUACACCCACCGCGAACGGCGAAGCACCUCAAUGGCUACUCUUUUGCGAAAAAUCGGGCUCAUUCGCCUGCACGACCGAGACACGGAGGACCCGAAGCAUCACCACCAGGGCUCAUUGAAAGGGACUAAAGGCAACCAGAAAAACAACAACACGAAGCACUGCAACACCAGCAACGAGACCAACAACAUCCUCAGCACGCCAGAAGUCAAAGCCAGGCGCUUCGACGUGUCCGGCAAGGACAAGCCCGCCGUCAAACCGGACGCGAAAGAGAAGCAGCAAACGGGAGGCGGCAAAGCGACGAGCGGCUCCGUGAUGCCCCCGCCGGCGGCGAACCGGCAGCACUGCACCCAGGUGCGGACGCGGAGGCUGAUGAAGGAGCUGCAGGAGAUCCGGCGGCUCGGCGACAGCUUCAUCACGGUGGAGCUGGCGGACGAUAGCCUCUUUGACUGGAAUGUCAAGCUGCACCAGGUGGACAAGGACUCCGCGCUGUGGCAGGACAUGAAGGAGACCAACACCGAGUACAUACUGCUGAAUGUCACCUUCCCCGACAAUUUCCCCUUCUCCCCGCCGUUCAUGCGCGUCCUGACGCCGCGGCUGGAGAACGGAUACGUGCUGGACGGCGGCGCGAUCUGCAUGGAGUUAUUAACGCCCCGCGGCUGGUCGAGCGCGUACACCGUCGAGGCCGUGAUGAGGCAGUUCGCUGCCAGUCUGGUGAAAGGACAGGGUCGUAUCUGCAGGAAAGCAGGCAAGUCUAAGAAGACCUUUAGUCGCAAGGAAGCCGAGGCGACCUUCAAGAGCCUUGUCAAGACCCACGAGAAGUACGGUUGGGUGUCCCCUCCCGUGUCCGACGGCUGAUGUCAGCAUCUUCAACCGCGAUCCCGACAUGGCUUUUUUCAGUUGGGUUUUCUUCUUUUUCAUCAUCAAACUUAACUACGAAAAAAACAAGCUAGCGCAUCAUAUCUUACACAUAAACGUGGCACAUUCACCUUCACUCCGUCCUUCACUCUUCUUCAUCGAGGUGCCAUGGACCGAACACUCGCUGCGACAUCACAAUUACUCAUAAGUGGGCGUCACUGCGGCUACAUACAGCUAUGGACUCUGGAUACGAUUGAGGCUCCAAGCAAAAUUAAAUGUGCAUCAUCUCCACUCUAUAUCCUUGUCUAUCUGUCUGUUGCCUCAGUUUUUUCCUCCAUCCAUCCCUCUUUCCUUUUAUAGCUGACAAUGCAUUGCACUGAACAGCAUCAGACUUGCCCCCAUUUACAUGCAAAUGACUUAAUAGAUAAGCAGAUCAUUACACUACAUUUGAGGUUCAGUUUCUCUGGUUUCCUCCUCAUUGGCUGUGCUGUUUUUCACGGUUGGAUGCAACAUGAUGACUGUAAUUUAUGUAGAGCUGUGCUCUUUCUAUUCCUCCAUUCGCGUGGCAAAAUGUAGACAUCACUGUGUUGCGUAGAUGAUUUCCAAUGGAGAAAAAAUACUCUAGGGCUUUGUUCAGACAGGCAGCGAAUAUCUGAUUCUUUUUUUUGGCAACAUCCGACUCAAAUUCAAUUGUUUCUUGAAGUCUGAACAGACAAAAAAACACAUUGUGUUCAUGUCCAUAUGCGGUUUGGAAUCCAAAAUAUUAAGAUCUGAAUCAAUCGUUUUAGCUAAUUUUUCCUCAACUGUUUGAUUCUCACUGUGUCGGAUAGUGGACAAGUGCACGAGUCAGCAUGAAUGCACAAAGAUGCCUCUUGUGAGUCCAGCACCGCCACGAGAUGCCAUGACAGACAGUGAGCAGAGGCAAAAUUCCCAGUUUUCCGUCCUCUCUUCCCACACUGACAGCUAUAGGAGAAAGUCUGGCAUCGGAUAUCGACUACACAGUCUGAACAAACACACCAGCACUUACAAAACGGAUUGAUAUGCAGUGUGAACAAAGCCUUCAUUGCUUAUGCAGAGGUCUAAGAUAAAAAAAAAUGUGAACCACCUCUGUUGGUCAUUCUAUUAUUUGUUUUUGGAGAAGACCAAAAGCUCAUAAUUCUGAUGAUUUAGAUACCAGAUGGCAUUAACGAAUGUCAACAUCCCAAUGGGAUCUUAGUAUUGGCGAUAGAGAGGCAUGUGACAGACAUGGUGAUGUUUGCACACGAAAUGUUGAGCGUUUGUCCCCAUGGAGCACUGAGCGACGGGACAACGCCGAUUGCGCAGACCUGAACCCUUGUUAGCACCGACGUAAGGAUAGUACCUUAACUUGGCACCUUCACAUGCCGACGCCCCAAACACAAUCAAACAUUAAUUGUGCUGAUUCACUUGUACCAUUUUGGCUCAUAAAUCGAUACGCUCGUGGUUGUGGGCCUGAUUCCUCCACCUUGCACUGACUCUGCAUCAUUGUGCUGUGUACUUGAUCAAUACUAGACUAGAACAACAGGACAAAAUGGCCAACGGCCCAGGAAAUAAGAUCUCAAGACUGUAAACGUUGCUCUCGAAUUGCAUAAAUCGAAGGUCAAGCUCUGUUACGGACUCUGGUAGCUGGUGCCGCCACUGUUGACGAGAGCCAGAUGAAGAAGUACAGAGGUGGGGAGAGAGAAAGAGACGCUGAGGGGUCGACUCCUUUGUUCUGAAACCUUGAGGAAUGAGGGCGUCUCGUUUAGUUGCCUGAUUGAUGCUCCGAGAGAGCCGCAGCUCGAUGCCUUGAUGUUUAUUGACUUCUCCUUCAAAUGUCAGUGUGAAUCCAGAAUGCCUCAGACUGCAUCUUGUGAGCGAUGAGAUGUAGAAGAGCUGUUUAUUUUAGAUAGCGCUCUCCACACAGUGUGUGAAAUACAAAUGACAUGAUAGCCGAAAAGGCGAAAUCAUGGGUUUUGUUGACACAUUGGGCGUUUUAAAGGAAUAAUCAAAAUUCUGUCAUUUUCUUACAUGUAUGGCGCUAUAUCUUUGGUGAAACACAAAUAGAAAACGCUGAGGUGUGUUCUAGAUGCUGUUUUCCAUAAUAUUGUUGAUCUUAAAAAUAGUCUUUCGAAGACAUACAACAAGGAAAGACCAAAAAUUAAGAAAAGAAGUAAAAAAAGAUUUAAUUAAGUGGAUUCAAAUAGGGUGCAUUUAAACUCCACGAGUCAUAUUUGAUGUCUGUGGCAUUUUGAUGUCCUUGACAUGAUCAAACCUUGUUGAUUUUGAAGUAUGACUAUGGGGAAAUGUAAAUAAGAGCUACGGUGAAGGGGAAGAUAAUACAAGAUCCCACCUUUUUAUGGGAUUUUGUUGGCCGCUCGAUGUUAUCAUCAGAAGUGUAAAAUAUUGUGCAUGUGACACUUGAUCAACAUUAUGAUACUUUUAUGGUGCAUUUUUUGUCAUUUUGGAGCUGGACAGAAUCAGUCUCUAUCAGCUUUGAUUAUAUGGAAAAGAGCAGCAAUUACAUUCUUCAGAAUACCUCCUUUUUUGUUUUAUAGAAAAA
This is a messenger RNA of Sinocyclocheilus anshuiensis, 3908 nucleotides long. Its product is annotated as ubiquitin-conjugating enzyme E2Q-like protein 1. Bases 524 to 1348 code for a protein of 274 amino acids. NCBI's taxonomy places the organism in Eukaryota, Metazoa, Chordata, Actinopteri, Cypriniformes, Cyprinidae. The record is from RefSeq and is a predicted model, not a curated record. The transcript is spliced from 2 exons.